AUGGCGCCUGCUACUCCUCCCAGGUCAAGGAAUAGACGUGGGAAGUCCGUGGUAAUGGACGCUCCAGCACGGCCCGAGCUUUUUCCUACGUCCCCACAGCGUCAGCCGCAACUUGGCAUUCCUGUUACUCCCGGGAGUGUCGGUACCAAGCCCAAUAUGUCGCAUUUCAACAGGCUCAGAUCGCCUCUACUACGUUCUCCGGCCAAGGGCCUUCGAACGCCCGAAUACACCCCCGUGAAACCUUCCGAAAGCGUCAAGAAGAAAUUAGACUUCGGCGACGCAAGUCAUGAAUUUCAAAGUGUAGGUCGCGUCCUAUUUCCUGAGAGCACGGAAAGUACCGAAAUUAGCGAUAGAGAUCGUUUCCAGAACAGGUUUCUGGCUCCUCCUUCAUCGACUGCGACAUCUCAGUUGCUCCAGGGAGCUCCACAGCUUCUGCCGUCUAACUCGCAAAAGCAGGCCUCAAAAGCCUUUUCGUCUCUUCUGCAGGAUCAGCUCGACGAGGAGGACUCGGCCUUGAGCAGUGUAAGGGCAGAUCCAUGGGAGCCCGAGAGCGCCGGACAACCUGCAAGAAAAGAGGCCAGACAGAUGCCGGGCACUCCUAGUGAUAAGAUUGUCACUUUCGAGCUAGCCAAAGAUUGGAACAACAACUCAAGGUCGUGUUUUUCGUCUGAUGAAGAAGGCGAGGAGCCAAUGGUACGACAAAAGACGUUGGCAAAUCCUUUUGAUGAUAAUUCUACAGCCAGUGAGGAAACUAGGCGGCGCCGCCAAGAGCUUCUGAUAGCCGAAAAUCCAAGUAUUGGCAACACGAUUCAGUAUGUGGAUAAGAAUGGAAAACUUGCAAAAGAGAGGCGUUUGUCUCCAGAAGAGCAAAAGAGGUUCCAACCAAGGAGACUAUUCACAAAAGAAUUGGACAAGGAUUAA
This is a messenger RNA of Lachancea dasiensis, 921 nucleotides long. Lineage: Eukaryota; Fungi; Ascomycota; Saccharomycetes; Saccharomycetales; Saccharomycetaceae. The record is from the annotation of a GenBank genome assembly.